CAAAAUGGCGACGGUGGGCGAAAAAGAUCUGUUACUCGCUCCACCGCCACCGAUGAAUGCUGACCAAAUCUUGUCAGAAUAUCCGUUACACUGGUAUGUUUGGAAUAAAGACGCAUCUUCUAUCGAAGAAGAACUUGCAUUGGCAAGAAGCGACAAAGAGAAAAUAGAUACUCGGGGAAGAACAGCACUCCAUUUAGCUGUGACAUUAGGAUAUCUUGACUGCASCAAAGUGCUUUUGCAAGGUGGUUGUGAUGCAAAYGCCAUCAACCAAGAMGGAUGGAACGUUUUACAGGAAGCUAUAAGUUCAGGAAAUCCAGAAAUUACAUCAUUGGUAUUACAGUACAGAGAUUACCAACGAGGAAGUCAAAGACUUGCUGGAAUUCCAGAGUUACUUGAAGAUUUAAGAGCAGCACCAGACUUUUAUGUGGAAAUGAGAUGGGAGUUUACCAGCUGGGUUCCCUUCAUGUCAAGAAUGUGUCCAAGUGAUACAUAUAAAAUCUAUAAAAGUGGUGCUGCUGUAAGAGUUGACACAACACUUUUAGGAUUUGACCAGAAUGAUUGGCAGAGAGGGAAUCGAACUUAUGUAUUUAAAGGGGAAGAAAGUGGAGGAAUGUUCUUAGAAAUUGAUCAUGACAAAAAGAGAGUCUGGAAGGAGACUUUAAGUAUUAGGGAUGAUCUUCGUGACAUAUCAUCUACUAAACCAUCAGAAGAUGUGGUUUCACAGAGAAUGUCGGCACCAAUUGUUACAACAUAUCUGGAUACAGACAAAUUAGCAUUUACAAGACACAAAACUAUGUGGGGGUGGGGUGGAGAUAAGGUUGAAACUGUUGAUGAAUAUGAAUGUAAAGUAUAUACGGGUAGCGGGGUUGAGGUUGUUACCAAAACAAGAGUGGAACAUUUAGCUGAAGAUGACAAGAAACAAGUUAAAGAAGCAUUCCCAGUUCCUCAAGGUAUUGCAGGCAGUGGUUUACAGUCUUUACUAGGUAUUGAAGAUGAAACCACAAAUCCUCUUGAGGAUGAAGGAAAAGAAGAUCUUGUCGACCCAAACUCAUCAAAUCCAUAUCAAAUCACUAUUGAAGAAUAUUUUAAUCCAAUAUCAGGAAAAGAGAGUAAAGAUAUUGGGCGGUUAAAAGAGAUGUCAACAAAAAAGCAGAAAUUCAGAGCAACUAUCUCGAUGGCUGACUCCUACCCACUAUCAUUACAAGAGCAAGUGCUACCCAUCAUUAAACUUUUGGCAAUAAGUAAUGCUCACUUUGCAAAGCUGAGAGAUUUCAUCGCACUACAUCUUCCUACAGGAUUUCCUGUAAAAAUAGAAAUACCCCUUUUCCAUGUUUUGAAUGCUAAAAUCACCUUUGGCAACAUCAAUUCAAGGGAUAACGAAGUGCUUGGCGUUGAGCAAGCAACCUCCAGCCAGGAAGAGCUCUCGACGGAAAAGUCAGAACCAGAAAUUGAGCAACCUGUGAAGCUGUGUAACAUUGAAUCGUCAUGCUUUGAAAUUCCCACAGGAUACAGACUACUUAGAGUCGGGGAACAACCAGCUCCAACAUUGCGUGAUGAAGAAGACGAAUUGUUACAGCUUGCAAUCCAACAAAGUUUGUUAGAAUAUGGCGGAAUUAACCCAGAAGAUAGGGAAGGCGUGGAAAACAAUGAUGAAGAUGAUGAAAUGCUUCAAAGGGCAAUAAGAGAAAGCAUGAAAGAUUAUGGGACAGCAGAGGGCUCAUCUGAAACUCCUCCAAGCGAAUCCCAGGGGAAUUUAGAAAGCGAAGACGAACAACUUCAACUGGUUUUAGCAAUGUCGAAACGACAAGAAACAGAAGAAGAAGCGAGAAGAAGGCAAGAGGAAGAGGAACUUGAACGCGUAUUACAGCUAUCGUUGAUCGAGAAGUGAAAAUCCUAAAGCUACUAUUUUAUUGAUUUAAAUGGUUUUAUUUUUGUUGCUGUUGGCUUAAAAGAUGUAAUUAGACACAUGAAUAAAAUUUUAAAGAUCUCAA
Messenger RNA from Exaiptasia diaphana, 1991 nucleotides. Its product is annotated as ankyrin repeat domain-containing protein 13D. Lineage: Eukaryota; Metazoa; Cnidaria; Anthozoa; Actiniaria; Aiptasiidae. The coding region runs from base 5 to 1888 and encodes 627 amino acids. The transcript has 16 exons. Gene Ontology annotation, cellular component: cytoplasm. Gene Ontology annotation, molecular function: protein binding. The record is from RefSeq and is a predicted model, not a curated record.